AUGCCUGUGUUCUUUAAAACACUUCGAACUCACUGGAAGAAAACCACGGCCGGGGUCUGCCUGCUGACCUGGGGGGGCCACUGGCUCUAUGGAAAACACUGCGACAACCUGCUCCGGAGGGCGGCCUGCCAGGAAGCCCAGGUGUUUGGCAACCAGCUCAUUCCGCCCAACGCACAAGUGAAGAAGGCCACCGUCUUCCUCAACCCCGCAGCGUGCAAAGGAAAAGCCAGGGCGCUGUUUGAAAAAAAUGCCGCCCCGAUACUUCACUUGUCUGGCAUGGACGUGACCGUGAUCAAGACAGACUAUGAGGGCCAAGCCAAGAAGCUCCUGGAGCUGAUGGAACACACCGAUGUGCUCAUUGUCGCCGGAGGGGACGGGACGCUGCAGGAGGUUGUCACUGGACUUCUCCGAAGAGUGGAUGAGGCCACCUUCAGCAAGACCCCCAUCGGCUUCAUCCCGCUGGGCCGGACCAGCACCUUGGGUCGCACCCUCUUCACUGAGAGUGGAAACCAAGUCCAACACAUCACAGAUGCCGCCCUCGCCAUUGUGAAGGGAGAAACGGUCCCGCUUGACGUCUUGCAGAUUAAGAGCGAGAAGGAGCAGCCUGUGUUCGCAAUGAGUGGCCUGCAGUGGGGCUCCUUCCGCGAUGCCAGCGUCAGAGUCGGCAAGUACUGGUAUCUCGGGCCCCUCAAAGCCAAGGCCGCCCACUUCUUCAGCACACUGAGGGCAUGGCCGCAGACACACCAGGCCUCAAUCUCCUACAUGGGACCCACAGAAAGACCCCCCAGCGAGCCAGAAGAGGCCGGCCCCCGGCCCUCACUGUACCGGAGGAUUCUGCGGCGCCUGGUGUCCUACUGGGUGCAGCCUCAGGAGGCCCCUUCCCGAGAGGCGCACCCUGAGCUCUGGAAGGACCUGCAGCUGUCCACCAUUGAGCUGUCCAUCAGCACGCGGAACCAGCAGCUCGACCUGGCGAGCACAGAGGACUUCAUGAACAUCUGCAUCGAGCCAGACACGGUCAGCAAAGGAGACUUUAUCACCAUCGGGAGCAAGAGGAUACGUGACCCAGCCCUGCAUGCCCCUGGCACCGAGUGUCUACAGGCCAGCAGGUGCACGCUGCAGCUGCCCGAGGCCUCAGGGAGCUCCUUCAGCAUUGACCGCGAGGAGUACGAGGCCAUGGCCGUGGAAGUGACGCUGCUGCCCCGGAAGCUGCACUUCUUUUGCGACCCCCGGAAGCGGGAGCAGGCACUGCAGCGGCCGGCUCCAGACAGGACUGACGCAGAGGGACCUGAGGUGGCUCCUUCACUCACCCAGGAGUGCGCGCUUGUCCACGCACCAGAGGUGACAGUGUCCGUCCCCGACCUUUCAUUUCCACAGAAGAGGCCCCAGGGUACUGUGCGCUGGGCCCAUGGCAGAGUGAAGACAGUGUGGCGGUGUGUGGAGAGCUCCGUCCUCCGUGAGGAUGCGGUGCCCACGGACAGUCGGGCGGCAGAAGGCGUCCACACCCGGUGCUGCCCAGCGCUGGUGGGUCUGUGCCUCCCUCCAAAGCCUCAGCAUUCACAGCGCGCCCUGAUCCUCACCGUCGGCUGCCGCAUUCGUCCCGUUGUCCUGUCACUGCAGAGGGACUCUGUUCAGCAAACGGCUCCAGGCACCACAGAGCUGCUGGUACCGGGCGAGUGCCACCGCCGGCCCACAGGCUGUGUACCCUGGGCAGCUCGAGUCCUGGGCUCCUUGGAAGAAAGACACUGGCAGCGGGGCUCUGCAUCACCACCAGACAAGACAGAGCCCACUUGGGGAGCAGGCCUGGACCGUCAGACAUUGGCAGCGGGGUCCCUGUCACCUCCAGACAAGACUCUUAGGUGCUGGAAACUGAAGACAGGAGUCGUCACUGGUGACUUUGCCCUUAACCCCAACUGCCAGGUCUCUGGCCCUCUGGCUGAGUUCAGCAGGGGCAGCUCUGCCACAGAGAUGUCUGGAGGAUCGGACCAAGUGGCCCCCUGA
Elephantulus edwardii (Cape elephant shrew) is the source of this 1998-nucleotide messenger RNA. It is a transcript of the gene AGK, whose product is annotated as acylglycerol kinase. The record is from RefSeq and is a predicted model, not a curated record. Gene Ontology annotation, cellular component: mitochondrion; TIM22 mitochondrial import inner membrane insertion complex. Gene Ontology annotation, biological process: ceramide biosynthetic process; protein insertion into mitochondrial inner membrane. NCBI's taxonomy places the organism in Eukaryota, Metazoa, Chordata, Mammalia, Macroscelidea, Macroscelididae. Gene Ontology annotation, molecular function: ceramide kinase activity; acylglycerol kinase activity; ATP-dependent diacylglycerol kinase activity. The coding region runs from base 1 to 1998 and encodes 665 amino acids. The transcript is spliced from 20 exons.